UCUGCUACCACGGAGCGACAGCUCUCGGAGACAAGCAAGGGUUUCUGCAGGAAAAAGAGCGGGGUUUGAAAAAAGACCAGCCACCAUGACGGACAGAAGCCCCUUCGAAACGGACAUGCUCACCCUCACCCGCUAUGUGAUGGAAAAGGGGCGGCAGGCGAAGGGGACGGGGGAGCUCACGCAGCUGCUGAACUCCAUGCUGACGGCCAUCAAGGCCAUCUCCUCGGCCGUGCGCAAGGCCGGCCUGGCCAACCUGUAUGGGAUUGCGGGAAGUGUGAACGUGACAGGGGAUGAGGUGAAGAAACUGGAUGUGUUGUCCAACUCCCUGGUGAUCAACAUGCUCCAGUCCUCCUACAGCACCUGUGUACUGGUCUCAGAGGAGAAUAAAGAGGCGAUAAUCACCCCCAAGGACAAGAGGGGGAAGUAUGUGGUCUGCUUUGACCCCCUGGAUGGAUCUUCCAACAUCGACUGUCUGGCCUCCAUUGGCACCAUAUUUGCCAUCUACAGGAAGACCUCGGAGGAGGAGCCUUCGGAAAAGGAUGCCCUGCAGCCAGGCCGCAACAUCGUGGCCGCGGGCUAUGCCCUCUACGGCAGUGCCACCCUCGUGGCUCUUUCCACUGGGCAAGGAGUGGACCUCUUCAUGCUUGACCCAGCUCUUGGUGAAUUUGUUCUGGUAGAAAAAGAGGUCAAAAUUAAAAAGAAAGGAAAUAUUUACAGCCUCAAUGAGGGCUACGCCAAGUAUUUUGAUGCUGCCACCACGGAAUAUGUGCAGAAAAAGAAAUUUCCUGAGGACAGCGGGGCGCCCUAUGGGGCCAGGUAUGUGGGCUCCAUGGUGGCCGAUGUGCACCGCACCCUGGUCUAUGGAGGGAUUUUCCUAUACCCAGCGAACCAGAAGAACCCUAAGGGCAAGCUCCGGCUCCUGUACGAGUGCAAUCCCGUGGCCUUCAUCAUUGAGCAGGCGGGGGGCUUGGCGACCACAGGUACCCAGCCGGUGCUGGACGUGAAGCCCGAGGCCAUUCACCAACGAGCCCCCCUUAUUCUGGGGUCCCCGGAUGAUGUGCAGGAAUAUCUCACCUGUGUACAGAGAAACCAGGCAGGCAAGUAGUGAGUCUGACCCUGCAAGCCCUCUGCUUUUUGUCUUGUCCUCUGCAUUAAGAACCCGAAAUGACUGAUAGGCAGAAACAGUGGUGAUGAGUCACAACAGGCCAGUCCACCCAACCACAAACAGAAAAGCAGCAUCAACCUGCUCAGGACAGGUCUAGAGGCCAGAGGAGACUCUGUCCUCAGUGCACAUGGCUAAGAAUAAAGGUCCACAUGU
Molecule: messenger RNA, 1318 nt
Organism: Myotis lucifugus (little brown bat)
Lineage: Eukaryota; Metazoa; Chordata; Mammalia; Chiroptera; Vespertilionidae
Gene: FBP2
Product: fructose-bisphosphatase 2
Exons: 7
Coding region: 86-1105 (339 amino acids)
Biological process (GO): gluconeogenesis; fructose 1,6-bisphosphate metabolic process; fructose metabolic process
Cellular component (GO): cytoplasm; cytosol
Molecular function (GO): fructose 1,6-bisphosphate 1-phosphatase activity
Source: RefSeq, a predicted model, not a curated record